This is a messenger RNA of Hordeum vulgare subsp. vulgare (domesticated barley), 1644 nucleotides long. RefSeq lists its product as uncharacterized. Lineage: Eukaryota; Viridiplantae; Streptophyta; Magnoliopsida; Poales; Poaceae. The record is from RefSeq and is a predicted model, not a curated record. The transcript is spliced from 14 exons. Gene Ontology annotation, cellular component: nucleus; nucleolus. The coding region runs from base 190 to 1383 and encodes 397 amino acids.
UCUCCCACCCCAGCAUCGUUCACCCCGCAAACCUAGCGUGCUCGCCGCCGCCGACGACGACAGCGCCCCAGCUCUCCGCUCCGGCGACCGCCGGUGCACCCCGGCGUUCUACUCCCCCGCGUCUCCAACCGCGGCAGGCACUCCGCAAACAAGGCAACGCCUAGUUGACGAUACACUGUUGAGGAGGAGAUGGCGCCACUCGCACCUAAGCACCGCAAGGCAGCACCUUCCCCUUCCCCCCCGGAGGCUUCUUCUGACUCCGGCAGCGACUCUGACCUCCACCUUGAUGACCACUCCGAUCCAGAGGACAGAUUUUUCUCCACAGGGAACGCCGCCGAUGACGAUGUCCAGAAUUCCUCCACCAGUGACGAGGAGGAGGAGGAGGAUGAAGAUGAGGAGAGCUUCCAUGAGGAGGAGGAUGAUGGUGAGAUGGGGGAGCUUGAGCAGCAGUAUCGCACCCUCCAGGCCAAUCAGCAAAGCAUUCUUCAAACCUUGAAACAACACAGGGACGACGAUGUCUCGAGAGGCCAGGCAGUCAAAAACCAAAAGGCGCUAUGGGAUAAGACACUGGAAAUGAGAUUCUUGCUGCAAAAGGCGUUCUCCACUUCAAACAAGCUUCCCAGGGAUCCAUCCAAGUCAAGGUUCUGCAGUCACGAUCAGGAGAUAGAGCAAGCAUAUGUUGAUCUGUUGGACUCAUCGAAACAGACUCUCGGUUGCAUGCUGGAGCUGCAGGAGGCUUUACUGGAGCGGAACCAGGCUGCAAAGGGUGUGAAUGAUACAUUGCCUGACUCAAAUGGAGAGGAUGAUGAGUGGUUGCAAGUACAGAAGGUGCAGACAAGGAUAACCCCGUUCAGAAAUACUGAGAUAGAUAAAUGGCAGAGGAAAACACAGGUCACAACUGGCGCUGCUGCACUGAAAGGAAAGUUGCACGCAUUUAAUCAGAACAUAAGUGACCAAGUUGCUGGUUACAUGAGAGACCCAAGCAGGAUGAUUAACCGGAUGUACUUGCGAAAAUCUGAUGUUGGUGUAUUCGGGGAGAGUGCAGCAGAGUCUGCUACUACCGUGGAGGGGAAGGAUGUGGAAGGUGAUCCUGAACUUAUUGAUGACUCUGAAUUUUAUCAUCAACUUCUCAAGGAGUUUCUCGAGUCGUGUGAUACAGGAGGAGCAUCUGAGUCUGCAUUUUAUGCUCUGAGGAAGAAGCAGAAUAAGAAAAGAAAACUCGUUGAUCGCCGCGCUUCAAAAAGCAGAAAGAUAAGGUACAGUGUUCACGAGAAGAUUGCUAAUUUCAUGGCCCCGGUGCCUAUGACGGUUCCUCCAAUGGCUUCGAAAUUGUUCGAGAAUUUGUUUGGAAUGGGCAACCUGCAGAAGUCAGCCGCGGUCUGAUUUUAGGAGGUGUCCAAAAUGUUGUUCAAGCUAUUUUUCGCGUGAUGGAUGCUAAUAUGUGAAACUGCAGUAACACUACAAAACUUGUACCCACGCAUGCAUGACCUAUGUAGAAGAUGAGUGUUAUGAAUAUCAGUUGCUGAUCUGAUUAGUAAGAUGCCUUCGGAUUCUUCAUCUGUUAAACAUAGAAGAGGAUAAGCAAGAGAGUUAUCGAUGUAUUCUUAAACCGUGAUUUAUGAAAUCAAGUAUUUUUCACCUUUU